CACGUGCAGAAAUUUUUGAAUUUUCAAGUGUUUCUGGAUAUGCUAAAUGUUAAUUUCAGCAAAAGGAUUUCGGAUAAUAAGUGAAAACGCUACAGUGUUUCUACGAAAAAUAAGAAUUCCAUUGCUCUCGUUAUUUUGUCUCUACGGAAACUCCCAGAUGUCGUGUCCCGAUGAUACAUUUUAUAACAAGGAAACAGGAAACUGCACAGAAUGUCAACCAGGGUAUAUUGGAUCAAAAUGUUCCAUACCGUGUCGAUAUCCUAACUAUGGUCAUGACUGCCAAUAUAAAUGCAUAUGUGUGCAGGAGUUCUGCAAUCACAUUUUUGGAUGCAUUAAGGAUAUACAAAAAAACGGGGAAUCCAAAGAUAGCAACACCAUCAUCAUAGUGGUAACAGUUAUUGGAAUCAUUCUCAUUAUCAUCGCUUUCAUCAUCAUCUCUAUAGCAAACAGAAGAUUCUUCACCAGGCACAUCAGGCAAAACGCCCACCAUGUUGGCACCAUAAUGGCUGAACAUACGGGAAACACAUAUAACCCUCAUUUACACCCUUCACAAGAAUAUUCAAGACCUGAUGAAACCUGUACACCGACCGACAACGGAGUGUAUGUGUUGGCAAAUACACUUCGAUACGAAAAUAUCAGUGUUCAGUAAUGAAUAUUGUUUAUGUUGAUUUCUUUUAGUCACCAAGAACAUAUG
Molecule: messenger RNA, 694 nt
Organism: Saccostrea echinata
Lineage: Eukaryota; Metazoa; Mollusca; Bivalvia; Ostreida; Ostreidae
Exons: 4
Coding region: 47-649 (200 amino acids)
Source: RefSeq, a predicted model, not a curated record